Messenger RNA from Daucus carota subsp. sativus, 588 nucleotides. RefSeq lists its product as uncharacterized. The record is from RefSeq and is a predicted model, not a curated record. The coding region runs from base 1 to 588 and encodes 195 amino acids. NCBI's taxonomy places the organism in Eukaryota, Viridiplantae, Streptophyta, Magnoliopsida, Apiales, Apiaceae. The transcript has a single exon.
AUGGCUGGUCCAUCUCAUCUAAAAUCUCCCUACUCAUUUUAUGUUUUCUCUUUGAAAUUUCCAUCUUCUAGUUCGUCUACUUCUUCUAUUGCUUUGAGAUCCAUCAAACUCAAAAGCCUUGUUCACUCAUUCAUCUCGUCACACUUGAGGCGUAUCAAUCGUGCUGCCACCAAAGCCAAAUCCAUACUCAUUGAGCUUAUGAAAGAAAUCCAACUCACAGUACUCUUUAAAGAAUCCUCAAAGAGCCAAAACAACAAAAACAAGCUUUCUUUCAGUUCUUUCAGAAGACAGAACAGCUGGUGCACAUCUUCUCACGUGUUACCGGUACCCUCAAUCACUAGUCAAUUGUAUCAUGAUGCUACAUGGAAUUCUAUAAUAUCGCCAGGGUGCAAGGAGAUAGAAGCAUCACAGCUAUCCGGGUACCUCCAAUGGCUUGAGCACAAGGUUGAGGAUGAGUCGAAAGUCGAAGAUAUGAAUGAGAUAGAUAAGCUUGCUGAUAAGUUCAUUGCAAACUGCCAUGAGAAGUUCCUGCUGGAGAAACAAGAAUCAUAUAGGAUGUUCCAAGAAAUGAUGGCCAGAAGCUUGUGA